This is a messenger RNA of Oryzias latipes (Japanese medaka), 1686 nucleotides long. RefSeq names its product cyclin B2 (gene ccnb2). NCBI's taxonomy places the organism in Eukaryota, Metazoa, Chordata, Actinopteri, Beloniformes, Adrianichthyidae. Gene Ontology annotation, molecular function: cyclin-dependent protein serine/threonine kinase regulator activity. Gene Ontology annotation, biological process: mitotic cell cycle phase transition. The record is from RefSeq and is marked provisional.
CAAUCGGCUUCACACGAGCGCUAUUUGAAUGCCGCUAGCGUGUGUUGUAUCUGCCGCGAGUGUCUGAUAAACAAACCGCUGACUCGCGGAUCCCGGCCAGAGUUUUUGUCUCGUAGUUUCGCGCCGGGAUGUCGUCUGUGGAAAUUGUUGCGCAGCAGCUCCUGGCCGCAGAGCACCCUCGGAGGAUGGGGAAAGGAGCUGCAGCGGAUCCCAGGAGAGCUGCUUUGGGAGAACUGACCAACUUGAACGCAGCUGCAGCCACCAACGGGACGGGUGCGGCUGCCUCAGCUCCCGUCUUAGCUAAACCCAGCGUGAAGGAGGAGCAGGAGCUCUGCCAGGCUUUCUCGGAGGUGCUGCUCGCUGUGCAGGACGUGGACGAGCAGGAUGCAGACCAGCCUCAGUUAUGCUCCCAAUAUGUCAAGGACAUCUACAAGUAUCUGCACAUCCUGGAGGAGCAGCAGCCUGUGCGUGCCAACUACAUGCAAGGCUACGAAGUCACUGAGCGCAUGAGGGCACUCCUCGUUGACUGGCUUGUCCAAGUCCACUCCAGGUUCCAGCUGCUGCAGGAGACCCUGUACCUCACUGUGGCCAUCCUGGACCGCUUCCUGCAGGUCCACCCGGUGAGCCGUCGGAAGCUGCAGCUCGUCGGCGUCACAGCCAUGCUGGUGGCCUGCAAGUAUGAGGAGAUGUACGCUCCUGAAGUGGGGGACUUUGCCUACAUCACAGACAACGCCUUCACAAAAUCUCAGAUUGUGGAGAUGGAGCAAGUGAUCCUCAGGAGCCUCAGCUUCCAGCUGGGCCGCCCCCUCCCGCUCCACUUCCUCAGGCGAGCCACCAAAGUUGCCGGCGCUGACGUGGAGAAGCACACUCUGGCAAAGUACCUGAUGGAGCUGACCCUCCUGGACUACCACAUGGUGCAUUACCGGCCCUCUGAGGUUGCUGCUGCAGCGCUGUGUCUGUCUCAGCUGCUGCUCGAUGGGCUGCCAUGGUCGCUCACACAGCAGCAGUAUUCCACCUACGAAGAGCAGCAUCUAAAACCCAUCAUGCAGCACAUGGCCAAGAACGUGGUGCUGGUGAACGAGGGCAGAACAAAGUUCCUGGCGGUGAAGAAGAAGUACUCCAGCAGCAAACUGAUGAAGAUCAGCCUCAUUCCUCAGCUCAACUCUUCAACAGUCAAGACCAUGGCGGAUGCUCUGCACAAUCCCUGAAACACAUUCUUAAUGCUCUGGACUUUUAAUUUGCACUUUAUUUAAUUUUUUUAAGACCCUAAAGGGAGGACUUGUCUGCCAUUUUAUGAGCAGGAGAAAGUGCUUCAAACAUGUCACAAUUGUGUGGCGCAAAGGAAGCUACAGAUGUUCAACUGUCGUAUUUUAAUAAAAUCUGAGUUUUAACAGUAUCUUCCACUCUACUGGUGACCUCAAUUCUGGAUUUUUAAACUUGAGUGGAUCUUUGUGUAGUAGACUGAUCAGUGCUGCACAGUAAUUUAUUUUUUUUUUAAUUUUUUUUUCUACUUAAAUCUUUGGGUUAGUUUUUAGGGAGCAGCUGAAUAACCAGGAAACUCCACAGGUACUGAUUAUGUCCAGUGUCAAAAUGACACCAUCCCUGUAACAUGGUCCAGACAAUCUGUCAGAAUCCAGCUGCUGGAAAUCUAUCAACACGAACUCACAACAUCGCCAUGUUCUGCAG